UGGAAAUAAUACAACAAAAAGCACAGCGAAAGUUGAAAGCAAAAGAAAAUGAGGUUUUAAAUGCUCAUUCAUUGACAGUGCGCCUCGAGAUCAGGUCUAGGGUUCCUCAUCUUCAACUUCCACCUCUUUUCUCAGAUUUUCAAACCAUUACUCAUCUUCCAUAAUUCAAACUCCACGCACACCUGCUACCGCUUCUGUUCUUUGAAGACGUAUAUUUGCAAAGUUUGUGCAGGUGUUAUUAGUGACUUGACGGAAGGUGUGAUCCUAGGGAUUCAUUUCAUAUAAGCUCAUAUUUUAGGUUGUUGCAAAUGCCGGAGGAAGAUCUUUUAGAGCUCAAGUUUCGAUUGCUUGAUGGAUCCGACAUUGGUCCGUUUCGAUACUCUCCUGCUUCCACCGUCGCCAUGCUCAAGGAGAGAAUUGUUGCUGAAUGGCCCAAAGAUAAAAAAGGUGGACCCAAAUCAGCAAAUGACAUCAAGUUAAUAAAUGCGGGGAAAAUUUUGGAAAAUAACAAAACUGUUGGCCAGUGCAGAACACCUUUUGGGGAGCUUCCAAAAGGGGUAAUUACUAUGCAUGCUGUUGUACAGAUGUCUUUAACCAAAGCAAAAACAGGGUCCCCAUUGAAUCCAUUGAUGAUGAUACAAAUAAAAUAACACAUGUAGUAUAGGAAUUUUAUCUCAUGGGCUAAGUGACAUUAAAUUAUAUUCCACCAAGGUUAAAGAAAAAGGAGUGCCAUUUUGAUAUGGGGAGUCAAAGGAGUUUACUUCCUGGACUUGUUUUUAUCUGAAUCAUUUAACAUUGCAGUAGGAAGAUCACUUUUGAAUAUUUAAAGUAGGGCCAAAUUCUCCCAAUUUGUGGCCUUCCCAAAGGCAGCAUACAACUCUUUGCUGUACUGCGCUCUCCAACGACAGAAAAAGGGAUUGAUCAAAUUUUAUUGAGUCUGACUUAUAGUGUUUUUCUUGAAUGUGUUCAGUAAACUAUAAUAUCAAAUACUAGAAGAUAACUGGUGUAAAAUAUAACAAGAAGAAGUCAUGUCAACGUUUUGUUGAUUUUGACAGAUAGUCCAUCUGACCGUCAUUUGUGGACCCUAGUUUGGAAUUAAAGGAAUGUAGAUUUUUUUUUUUUUGGCAUUGAGCUAUUCUUUUUCUAGUCGAUGAUAUCUUCUAAUCCCUCUCCAAGAGUUGCUGUUGUUCAAGGUACUGCGGCUCUGGGUUUCAGGUGGCAUUUCAUGCUUAUGUAGUUGUAGUGUUUUAGAAUAAUGAAUGAUCUUCCUUCUUUCGUUCUAUUGUAGCCAUUGAUCAAAUGAGUUUUAUUCAACUCAUCUAGUCAUCUUAUGGUUAGAAAUUUCAUCAUUAAUUCUAUUAUGGUCAUGUGUGAAACCCAUGUAGAAUGGGGAUGAGGGGAUUUAAAAAUACCAAGACAAGAACAUAUUGGAAACAAUCUACAGUUCAAAUACAAGUCCUAUAAUCAUAAAUCCUUCUUUGAAACUCGUUGCUUAGGGUGAUUAUAAUUAUAAAUCCUUCUUUGAAACUAGUUACUUAGGGUGAUUAUUCAGGCCAAUUAUGUGACCAUCAAUAGAGUUUCAAAUUUGAAGGAAGCACCGAGCAUCCUCUUUGAGCCAUGUCAAAAAUUUAUAGGAACUAGUUGCAAGAGGAUCUUUAGCCAAAUGGGUAUCUUUGUCUAUAUUUCGUAUGUAAACACGAAGUCUUUGCUCAAUCGAAACAGUUCGAACCAUUUAGCUUAUGGUCCAUGAAUUUUAGACAUCACUGAUACCACGUCCUCACACUCGUCACAGUAGGGUUUUUUGUGGUCGUGCAUAACAUCUCAACGAGAUAAUAUGAACUUGAUGACUGGAAAGAAGCUCUAAUUAUGUACAUUUUGCUGACAAGACUAAUAUGCAGAUCAUCGACAUUUACAAAAUUGCAUUUUUUUUUCAAGGGUUUUUACUGUUAGGGCACAUGAUUAUAAGCAUUUAAUGUGGACCACUUUUUUAAGAUAUACAACCUUAAUUAAAUGAUGUUCUUCUUUCACAUCCAACCCUUCCAUAUAUAUUCUUCUCUCACAUCCAACCUCAUACUAAUAAAUUUUCCAUAUUAAAUGCACAUUAAAUGCCUCAAAUUUUGUGCCCUUGGGCACAUUAUAGCCAGACCAUGUUUUCAAUUAUUACUAUACCUUCAUAA
Messenger RNA from Cynara cardunculus var. scolymus (artichoke), 2177 nucleotides. Its product is annotated as membrane-anchored ubiquitin-fold protein 4. Gene Ontology annotation, molecular function: protein binding. The record is from RefSeq and is a predicted model, not a curated record. The coding region runs from base 309 to 650 and encodes 113 amino acids. The transcript is spliced from 4 exons. NCBI's taxonomy places the organism in Eukaryota, Viridiplantae, Streptophyta, Magnoliopsida, Asterales, Asteraceae.